Molecule: messenger RNA, 1963 nt
Organism: Cicer arietinum (chickpea)
Lineage: Eukaryota; Viridiplantae; Streptophyta; Magnoliopsida; Fabales; Fabaceae
Product: membrane-bound transcription factor site-2 protease homolog
Biological process (GO): membrane protein intracellular domain proteolysis; regulation of response to endoplasmic reticulum stress
Cellular component (GO): cytoplasm; membrane
Molecular function (GO): protein binding; metalloendopeptidase activity
Source: RefSeq, a predicted model, not a curated record
AAUUCUUUUUGAUGGACAUGCCCUUGGGCGAUAGUAUAUGUAGGCGGUAGGUGGCGGAGUGGCGACGGUUGCGUGAGGAUUUUGCUUAGCGACUCGACAUUCUGCGAGCGUCUUUGUGCAUUUUCAAUUAAAUGAAAAAGCAAGUUAGUUAAUGAAUCAUGGAAGUGGAAACGAGACGAAUAAGGAGAUUUGUGAAUCAACAAAUUAGGUCCAACAAUCUUCUUCCACUUCAUGCUCCUUCCUCCUCUUCCUCUUCUUCUUCUUCUCAACUUUCCAACACCAUUUCCUUUUGGUAUUGCGAUUACAAAUUCUCCUCGUUCAAUAAACACCUUUACCACUUCGGUCGUCGACAUGCCAACUUUUUUAGACUCUGGUUUUCCAUUGGACUUGGUUUUGCCCUUUCUGCUAUGCUUGCUGUUACUUUGAUUCUCCUUUGGGAGUUAGCAACAGCUUUGCAUCUCUGUGGAGAAAGCAAUAAACUUCGAAGUCUUACAAAUGCAUUGCUAUUUGGAUUCCCUCAUUUGCAGUCUGGUUUGAGCUUAUCACUUGCCGAUGCUGGAUAUAUAUGUAUUUCUACCAUCAUAUCUGUUUUUGUGCAUGAGCUUGGUCAUGCAGUAGCUGCCACUAGUGAGGGAAUACAAAUAGAGUACAUUGCCGUCUUCAUCGCAGUCCUAUUUCCCGGUGCUCUUGUCGCUUUCAAUUAUGAGUUGCUGCAAGCUUCCCAACAUUUGACUGCCCUCCGUGUAUACUCUGCUGGCAUUUGGCACAAUGCAGUGUGUUGUGCAGCCUGCGGAUUGGCAUUGUUCCUCCUGCCCGUGCUCCUGUUUCCCUUUUACAGCAGUGGUCAUGGUCCAAUGGUUUUGGAUGUACCCCCAACUUCACCUUUGUUUGGUUAUUUGGUUCCUGGUGAUGUUAUUCAAUCAGUGGAUAAUGUACCCAUCAGAAAUGCACAAGAGUGGUUGACGCUUAAUACUCUGACAUAUGACAUCCAGCUUAGAAAUGUAAAUAUUUCCCAGCACACUGGAGACUUGGGUGUUCUCAAUAAAAGGAAGGGUUACUGUGUCCCUAGUAUUGUGAUGGAAGCAAGCAAAAUUACUAAUUUUCCGGAAAAUCAACAUGUUUGUCCCAGUGAACUUUCCGCCUUUGUAAAAAUUUUAUGUUCUGACAAUAUUACACUGGAUGAUGGUCAGAGUGAAACUGAUCUAUCCAAUGGGAGAUGGAAUAUGUACUGCUUAAACGCUAAAGAUGUUGUCAAACUUGAUAAGUGUGGUGAUGGCUGGGGGCUAGCUACAUCAAAGAGAAGUAGCUGUUCUUGCUCGCAGGAUGAGUUUUGUUUGGCUCCAAUUCAGGAGCCUGGAAUGGUAUGGGUUGAAAUCACAUAUUCAAGUCCUUCUCAUGAAUGCUUGCAUGAAGAAAACACGGGUCCAGUUUCCAAAACUUCUGGACCUAAGGAAACUAAUUGUGGUGCCACUUUUAUAUUUGUUGGUGAUGUUAUCUCAAUGGCAUAUUCAAUUCAGCUAACAUCGUAUCUGCCUCACUGGGGACCAAAGAUCGUUGCAUAUUUUCCAAAUUUUAUAGAAAGGAUAUUAAUAUGGACAUUCCAUGUCUCUCUAGCUCUGGCUCUUCUCAAUGGUUUACCAGUGUAUUUUCUGGAUGGUGAAUCUAUUUUAGAUGCAACUUUAUCCCACUUUACUUCAUUAAGUCCAAGGAAGAGGAAGAAGGUUCUUAGAUUAUGUCUCCUUGGUGGGGUACUUGUUUCUAUUUUUGGCUUUUUUCGGUUACUCCUUUAGUUUUUUUUUGAUAUCGCCAUUUCUGUUUUGGUAUUUUGAAACGAGUGUAUGAGAAUAAAUCAACUCCUUGGACGGAACCUGAAUGUUCAAAAUUUCGGUUCCAAUCCUGAAGGAAUCAACUACACAGUGAAAUUCAGGUAACUUUCAAUAGAAUAUGAUUUUUAUUGAUCUAA